This is a messenger RNA of Naegleria lovaniensis, 1518 nucleotides long. RefSeq lists its product as uncharacterized. The transcript has 3 exons. Gene Ontology annotation, molecular function: protein serine/threonine kinase activity; ATP binding. Gene Ontology annotation, biological process: protein phosphorylation. Bases 1 to 1518 code for a protein of 505 amino acids. The record is from RefSeq and is a predicted model, not a curated record. Lineage: Eukaryota; Heterolobosea; Eutetramitea; Acrasida; Naegleriidae.
AUGCUGAAAGAUGGUCUUGGAAAUUGGGGAAAUUAUUCCAAGACAAAGAACAAGGAAAAUCUGUCUACUCUUGCUGCAAGAUGUUCCAUUCAUGCCUUAAAGAUAUCGCUGCACCCAAAUCAGACUUUAAAUUGGAGUAAUUGGGACAAAAAUCUGCAAAAGAUUCAAGUCUAUUUGCAGAAAUUUGCUGCAGAAAACAAAUCACAGUUAUCACAUCAUCUGGAACCUCUUUGCCGAUUCUUAAAGCUGACAAAUUCUCUUUCAUCUCUGACCUUCCAGGAAGUAUUGCGGAAAGCUUUAUUUCCAGACAAGGUCAUCAACGCCGAAGGGAAUGCUUCAGAGCUCAUGCUCACUCCAUUACAUGCAUUGGAUUGUAGUAACACAUGUAUAUCAUCAUAUCUCUAUACUGAUACGUUAAGCGAUCCUUUGAAGAAGGUAGUUUCAGAUUUUAAGGCUGAUGAUAUCAUUUUCAUGAAAUACCACACUAUCCUUCCAAAUUUGAUAUUCAUGAUUAGAGAGGACAACAACGGAGACAAUCCUAUUCACCUUCAUCAUCCAGACCUUCCCAAAUUGAUUUUUGAACUGAAAUUAGCUCACGCACAUACAAUGAGAGCACUAAUUAGAGAAAGUAUUGAAGAUUGGCAUGGAGAUGUAUAUACUAUUGAUAAAGUGGAAGAAUAUAUGAACACUAAUGCAAUAAGGACAAGCUCUACAAUUAAUACAAUAGAAAGGGUAUCAAGACAAGAAGAGUACAGAAAAGUCCGAAUAGACAGCAAGGUUUAUGAUGUUGCGCUUGACCCUUCCUUUAAGUAUAAGGGUAAAUCAAACAAGAUGUUACAGAAAGGAACAAUUUCUCGUGGAGGUGCUGGAUCUCGUGAAAUAUUCGUCAAAACAUGCGCCAGAGAAGUAGAACAUUGUGAAAUGAUUCGACCGUUAAUGAGAAAUUUGGUAAUCGGCCUUAAUCCUAUUCACAAAAUGCUGUUUAUGCCAGUGGGAUCUCCUUGUGUCGGUCCGUUAAGCGAAUAUGAAUUACAAAAACUCAUUAUUGAUAUUCUUGUUCAAAUCCAAAUUUUGAAACAUGAUGCCAGAUUCAUUCAUAAUGACAUCAAACCCUCAAACAUUGUGAAAUAUGAAAACCAUUGGUAUCUAAUAGAUUUUGAAAUUGCUCACGUAUUAGACACUAUUAAGGAUGACAAAUGUUAUGACUUGGAUGACAAUGUGGUAGUUAAUAGGGAACGAACGAACGGAUAUAUUGCUCCUGAAAAGCUGUCAGAUGGCCACGUUUCACCUAAGAGCGACAUUUAUUCAUUUGGUGUAAUGCUUAAUAAGAUGUUCGAACAUACUUUGGAGAGUUUACCAAAAUUGAAGAAAUUGGUCGAUGAAAUGAUGAUAAGAGAUGUCAGGAAACGAGUAUCUGUCGAAGAUUGCUUGAAACACUUCUCUAAUACGGAAGUUUCUUCUGCAUUAACAUUUUUCAGAAUCAUACCUAGGAAUUUUGGAGAAGUGAUAAUCUCUUGA